Morus notabilis is the source of this 990-nucleotide messenger RNA. RefSeq lists its product as uncharacterized. NCBI's taxonomy places the organism in Eukaryota, Viridiplantae, Streptophyta, Magnoliopsida, Rosales, Moraceae. The transcript is spliced from 2 exons. The coding region runs from base 184 to 852 and encodes 222 amino acids. The record is from RefSeq and is a predicted model, not a curated record.
CCAUAAACCAGUUUCUUCCUUCCACAUCCCUCCCCCUAAAAAAAACCAGCCCAACUUUCUUCCACGACCCAAGUGAAAAUCUUUUAUCAGUUUUUCACUUUUCUAUUGUAGUUGGAGUUGGAAUUGUCCAACCAGCAUUAACCCUCUCUCUCUCUCUCUCUCUCUCUCCAAAGUUUUUAUGUGAUGUCAGACUGUACGUUCGAGUCUUGCACAGUGGAGACGAGCGAUGGAGUGAAGCUCCACACAAAGGUCUUCAAACCAAAAGGGGAGAUCAAGGACGAGCUUGUGGUGGUUCUGGUCCAUCCAUUCUCAAUAUUGGGCGGUUGUCAAGCCCUUCUCAGGGGAAUAGCAAGUGGGUUGGCCGAGAAAGGUCUGAGGGCUGUGACCUUCGACAUGAGAGGCGCUGGGAGGUCCACUGGGAGGGCUUCUCUGACCGGAUUUGGGGAAAUCAGGGAUGUUCUUGCUGUCUGCAAGUGGGUUUCCGAGAAUCUCUCUGUCAACAGGAUUUUGUUGGUGGGUUCUUCCGCAGGUGCGCCAAUCGCAGGCUCAGCAGUUCAUCAAAUAGAACAAGUUGUGGGGUAUGUAAGUCUGGGAUACCCUUUUGGCAUGAUGGCCUCAAUUCUAUUUGGAAGACAUCACAAAGCCAUUCUUCAGUCCCCAAAACCAAAGCUCUUUGUGAUGGGGACUAAGGACGGGUUCACGAGCGUAAAGCAGUUGAACAACAAAAUGAGUUCGGCAGUGGGGCGCGUCGAAACGUACCUGAUAGAAGGGGUGAGUCACUUCCAAAUGGAAGGCCCGGAAUAUGAUGCUCAGAUGGUGAAUCGCAUCCUUCAGUUUGUUGAAUCCUUGUAGGAUUAUCAGCCAUUUUAUAGAACUUGUGCUUGGACAUAUUGCCUUCAAAUUGUCUUCUUAGCCCGUGCUUUGUGUGUACAUGCUAACUAUUUAUGGUGUGUAAUCUGCAGGAAUUUGGAGUCUUGUAUGCUUUCUUCC